Eubalaena glacialis (North Atlantic right whale) is the source of this 2070-nucleotide messenger RNA. RefSeq names its product D-beta-hydroxybutyrate dehydrogenase, mitochondrial-like. The record is from RefSeq and is a predicted model, not a curated record. NCBI's taxonomy places the organism in Eukaryota, Metazoa, Chordata, Mammalia, Artiodactyla, Balaenidae.
AUGCGGGCAUCUCAAUGUUCGGGGGAUGUGGAGUUCACCAGCAUGGAGACCUACAAGGAGGUGGCAGAAGUAAACCUCUGGGGCACAGUGCGGGGGACAAAAUCCUUUCUCCCCCUCAUCCAGAGGGCCACAGAAACGAGGGGGCCCCCUGACCCUGGCUGGUUCAGAAGGCGGAGCCCCAGCCUGACAGGCCGCAAAAUAGCUGCCAGGGGCCAGGAGGCCGGGUUCUGGCCAGACCUCCAGAAACGUGCCAGGCCCCAGACCCUCUGCAGGUAUUGUUCCGUGAGCAGGACUUUGCUGUCUUCCUCCGCAGGCUGCGUGGUCAGCAUCAGCAGCAGGCUGGGCCGCAUGGCCCACGCGGCCGGCCCCCCAUACUGCAUCACCAGGUUUGGGGUGGAGGCUUUCUCUGACUGCCUGCGCUACGAGGUGCACCCACUGGGAGGGAAGGUCGGCGUGGUGGAACCCGGCAACUUCAACGCCACCACCAGCCUCUACGGAGCUGAGCGCAUCCAGGCCAUCGCCAGUAAGAUGUGGGAUGAGCUGCCUGAGGGGGUGUGCAAGGACUACGGCAGGAAGUACUUUGACGAGAGGGUCGCGAAGAUGGAGACCUACUGCAACAGCGGCUCCACGGACACGUCCCCCGUCAUCAGCGCUGUCACCCAACCCUGCACUCGCUACCACCCCAUGGACUACUACUGUUGGGUGCGAAUGCGGAUCACGACCCACUUGCCCGGAGCGAUCUCCGACAGGAUCUACAUACACUGAGGAGUUUUGCACUGGCCUCUGCUGGGGAGCCCUGGGGGGAGGGAAGAGGACGGAGGGAGGGAGGGGGAGGGGCUUGUGUCAUUACCUCUUGAUUACCCACUUGUGGAUUAUCCCAAUCCCAGGAGGACCCACUACCAGUUUGAGCGUUAACCAGAGCAGGCAGCCCAGCUCAACUCGUGUGCCCAGUGAAUGGCUCGGGCCUUCUCAACUGGGGUGCAGAGUGGUGGGCAGGGCCCACAAACCUCAGGGCAAACAUGGUGAAUCUGUCCUUCUGGAAUUGAUUUUAUACAACGAUUUUAGGUAGACAUCUUUAUAUUAAAAACAGAUUUAUUAUAAAAUAGAAUCCAGAUCCUUUAUAUUUUAAAGCCAAAGCAUCAGUUCAAAAAAUUUACCUCAGGACUUCCCUGGUGGUCCAGUGGUUAAGACUUCGCCUUCCAAUUCAGGGGGUGCAGGUUCAGUCCCUGGUCAGCUAAGAUCCCACAUGCCUUGGGGCCAAAAAACCAAAACAUAAAGCAGAAGCAAUAUUGUAACAAAUUCAAUAAAGACUUUAAAGAAAUGGUCCACAUCAAAAAAAAAAAAUUUAUCUCAUUUGAUCCUUAAACCAGCCUCAUGAGUAAAAAGGACAGUUUUACUUUUUCUUUUGUACAUGAAGAAUUUUUGGCUCAAAGAGGGUACAUGAAUUACCCUUUUAUUGCUUAUAAAUCAAUUUUGCUUAUAUUGCUUUAUAUAAAAUAUAAAGGUCCAAGUCGUGCGUUCCUGCCACUGCUGUAGAAACAUUUCACAUUUUAUGUUCUGGGGCUGCUCUGGAUCCAGUUACCUGAGGAUCCUGUGAUGAGCUCCGUACCCUCACCUGGGCCAUAUAUACCAUGUGCCCACCAUGCACCUCUUUGCAUGUCCUUGGUGCUGCUGUGUGCAGCCUGCAGCCAGUGAUUCAGGGCUGAGUGGAGGGGGUGGCAACGUUCUGGAGAUUUCCAUUUGAGGUUUCUCCAGCUUAUCUUAGGACAAACUUGUGUGGAGGUGCUCAUUGGCUAAGAGGUAAUUUGUUUGUGGUUUGGGUCCGCCUGGUCUUGCCUGGGGUGGGACCCAUGUUGAUGGGACAUUCUUGGCAGGAGCCAUGAUACGUAGGACAGGCACUGUGGCCUCUCCUCCCCCAGGGGUGGGUCCAGGUUCCCUGUCUGUCUCACCUGGUGCUUUUACACACACACACACACACACACACACACACCCCUGUUCUAUGGUGCCCAGGGUGGCCUUCAUUGAUGGCUCACCUUCCUGCUAUGGACUUAUUUUUAAUUAAACCAGGUC